CGUUCGCCUGCGCCGCGGAGAGGAUACUCUAGUUCAAGUUUUCGGGCUUGCGCUAGCUCGGUCUCCCGCUCGCGUCCUCGCCGCCCUCCGCGCACCCUCUGUCUUCUCUGUCUCCCAUUGCCCGGCGCCCCUUUCCCUGCCGCAGCCAUGAACGGGCAGCUCAACGGCUUCGACGAGAACUUCAUCGAGGAAGGCACCUUCCUCUUCACCUCAGAGUCUGUGGGCGAAGGGCAUCCCGAUAAAAUUUGUGAUCAAAUCAGCGAUGCAGUCCUUGAUGCUCACCUUCAGCAGGACCCUGAUGCCAAAGUUGCUUGUGAAACAGUUGCUAAGACUGGAAUGAUACUACUUGCUGGUGAAAUCACAUCCAGAGCUGCUGUUGACUAUCAAAAAGUGGUUAGGGAAACAAUUAAGCAUGUAGGCUAUGAUGAUUCUUCCAAAGGGUUUGAUUACAAGACUUGCAAUGUUUUGGUAGCCUUAGAGCAGCAGUCACCAGACAUUGCUCAAGGGGUUCAUCUAGAUCGAAAUGAAGAAGAUAUUGGUGCAGGAGACCAGGGAUUGAUGUUUGGUUAUGCUACUGAUGAAACUGAAGAAUGCAUGCCCUUAACUAUUGUGUUAGCUCACAAGCUCAAUGCCAAACUUGCUGAAUUGCGGCGCAAUGGAACUUUGCCUUGGUUACGCCCAGAUUCCAAAACUCAAGUCACUGUGCAGUAUAUGCAGGAUCGUGGUGCUGUUCUCCCUAUAAGGGUCCAUACGAUUGUGAUAUCUGUUCAACACGAUGAAGAUGUAUGUGUUGAUGAAAUGAGGGAUGCUCUAAAGGAAAAGGUGAUCAAAGCUGUUGUACCUGCAAAAUACUUGGAUGAAGAUACAAUUUACCAUCUGCAACCUAGUGGCAGAUUUGUCAUUGGUGGACCUCAGGGUGAUGCUGGUCUGACCGGACGGAAGAUCAUCGUGGAUACCUAUGGUGGUUGGGGUGCUCAUGGAGGUGGUGCUUUCUCAGGAAAAGAUUAUACUAAGGUGGACCGUUCAGCUGCUUAUGCUGCCCGUUGGGUGGCAAAAUCCCUGGUUAAAGGUGGUCUGUGUCGCAGGGUACUUGUUCAGGUGUCUUAUGCUAUUGGUGUUUCCCACCCGUUGUCCAUCUCCAUUUUCCAUUAUGGCACCUCUCAGAAGAGUGAGAGAGAGCUCCUGGAUAUUGUGAAGAAGAACUUUGACCUCCGCCCUGGGGUCAUUGUCAGGGAUCUGGAUCUGAAGAAGCCCAUUUAUCAGAGGACUGCAGCCUAUGGCCACUUUGGUAGGGACAGCUUCCCAUGGGAAGUGCCCAGAAAGCUUAAAUAUUGAAAGUGUUAGGCUUUUUUCCCCAGACUUGUUGGCGUAGG
Molecule: messenger RNA, 1373 nt
Organism: Phascolarctos cinereus (koala)
Lineage: Eukaryota; Metazoa; Chordata; Mammalia; Diprotodontia; Phascolarctidae
Gene: MAT2A
Product: methionine adenosyltransferase 2A
Biological process (GO): S-adenosylmethionine biosynthetic process
Molecular function (GO): ATP binding; methionine adenosyltransferase activity
Source: RefSeq, a predicted model, not a curated record